Molecule: messenger RNA, 2922 nt
Organism: Thecamonas trahens ATCC 50062
Lineage: Eukaryota; Apusomonadida; Apusomonadidae
Exons: 2
Coding region: 84-2900 (938 amino acids)
Biological process (GO): regulation of GTPase activity
Molecular function (GO): protein binding
Source: RefSeq, a predicted model, not a curated record
ACACGUCUCACGCCCGCACUACCACACACACACUCUCUCUCUCGCACAUCCAUACACAUACCAUACAGACAUACACAGCCGCAAUGGCCCUCGACUCGGUCUCCGAGAUCCUUCAACAGGAGAUGGUCAAGUCGGCCACCAUUGUGGAGGUACCUGCUAUGCCAACCCACCUCACUAUCGUCACGGAAGACGGAGAGAGCGACGACUCGCCGUCGCCGUCGCCGCUCGGUGCGCACCUGCCUGACACCAGCUCGCCGACCUCGGCAAACGGCUUGGUCCCGCCACCAGUCUCCCGCUCGUCGUCGGCACCGCACCUCAACGGCUCGGUGCCAUCGCUGGCAGUGGCAGAUGCUAACCUCACGCCGCUACAGAAGCGACUCUCGCUGACAAAGGCUGCCCGCUCGGCGGCCAUUGCCGCCGUCGAGUCGCAGAUGGCCGCAGAGGCCAAGACCACGCCGCUCUUCCAGUUCCUCUUCUUCCAUCUCGUCUCCAUGCAGGAGAGCUUGCAAGAGUCACAGGCACUGCUCAAAGAUGGCGACGAGGUCAUCUCGACUGUCGCCCGUGCCAUGCUCUCGUGCCAGGCGCUUGUCGUGCAAGCCGGCAAGCUCGCCGCCGUCGUCUUUGCCUCGGAUGUCGACAACGUCAAAGGCGCGCUCCGCGCCUUUGUCAAGUGCAUCAAGGAGGUGCUCGGUGCAGGCAAGGCCCUGGCCAACUCGGAGCCGUCGGCCCGCGCUGAGCUCAUGCGUCACUUGCGCCACGUGCGCGACGCGUCGACCUCGGUGGUCCAGGCCACGCCGACGUGUACACUCACCGGCGAUGAAAACGCCGAGCUCGCCACCCUCAUGCGAGUCCUCAUCAAGGUCAUUGCCUCAGUCUUCAACUUUGUGCCCACCAUUGCAUCCAACUCGUCGGCCGAGGUCCGCAAGAAGCGCGCCGCCACCCAGUUUGUCGCCCAGAUGCUCCGGCGCAUGGCUAUCGAGUACUACAAUCCCGGCGAGACGAUUGUGUCCAAGGGCGAGCGCGGCAAGUGCAUGUACUUUAUCACCUCGGGCGAGGUCGAGAUCAUCUUGCCAUCCACUUCCAAGCGCAAGAAAGACAAGGACGUCGAGCCGCGCGAGAACCCACGCCUCGGCGUUGGUGCCUUUUUCGGCGAAAUCGCCCUGUUUCUCUCCAAGAAGCGGACCGCCACCGUCCGUGCCCUCACCCAGGUGGAUCUCGCCGUCCUCACCAAGGAGGCGUGCGAAUCGAUGCUUGAGAAGUUCCCUGACAUCUACAACGACUUUAAGCGCAUGGGUGAAGCCCGCCUCAUGGGCACCAUGAAGCGGCACUCGUCGUCCAAGACCUCUGAGGUCCCCGAGUGGUUCUCUGACGUCUCGCGCCGCGUUGCCUCGCUCACCGCCAAGCCCGUCCUCAAGAUCUACACCCCGCACCGCGCCCUCAUCCUCGACUCACUCUUCAAGUCGACCGACGACGAGUUUGUCUCGAAGCUCCUCGCAAAGCCGGAAGAGACCGUCGGCAUCCUCGCCUCAGUCUGCACCCGCGAGGAGAUGGAGCUCCUUGUCCCGCAUCUCAUCUGCCUCUACGACGCCCGCAAGGCCAUCGUCACUCUCGUCGAGUUCUGUAUCACCUUUGAGGUCGAGCGCACCCCGCUCGACAUGGCCACCUCGCUCAUGCGUGGCUCGUCGUUUGGCCCAAAGGUCCUCACCGCCCUCCUCGCCGCCGUCGGCGACGACUACACACACACCGUCUGUGCCCCGGGCUUUGCCGCCCUCAACGCCGCUGCGCCGGCUCUCGUCGCUCUCACCGACCCGCUUGCUCUCGACGAGAUGCCAGGGCCUCAGUUUGAUGCCCUCGUCUCGCAGCUUGUCUCGGUACUCGACGUUUUUGUCGCAUCCAUCUUUGCGCCGUCGGCGGUCCGCGCGUGUCCCAUCAUUGUUCGUAUUGCCUGUCACAUCCUCAUGAUCGCCGCCGAAGCCCGCUUUGGCCAGUUUGAGACCAUCAUUGGCGGCGUCCUCUUCCUCCGCCUCAUCUGCCCGUCCAUCCUCAACCAGUCGCAGCGAUUUGGCUACGACCCGCGCCCGGCUCCCAACCGCAAGCUCCUCAUCCUCAUUUCCAAGGUGUUGCAGAACCUCUCCAACCGCACCACCUUUCCACCCAUCCACCGCUACUCUCCGGCCCUCAACGACUGGCUCUCUUCCAAGGACGUCGACCGCCUCGCCUUUAUGUCGGACAUUGUUGAUCUGCCGUUCUCCACUUCGACCCGCGGCACUUGCAUCCAGACUUUCAAGUCCAAGCGCAACGAGGAGCUUCCGCUCGAGCUCGGUUGUACCAUCGACGACAUCAAGACCACCUCGUCGCCCUCGUGGCUCUUUGGUGUCCGCGGAGAUCACUCAGGCUUCUUCCCCGCAAAUCACGUCACCGUCGCCUCCCACCAUGUCUACGUCGGCGCAGACGCUCAUCACCUCGGUGACUACGGCUCUGCUCCCGCCGCGCCUGCUGCGCUUGCUACGCCUGCCACUGCAAAGCGCCGUGCCGCUGCUUCUGCAUCGGCUUCGGGCUCUGCCUCCGCCUCGGCCUCUGCAUCUGCCUCGUCGGCCUCCUCCUCAUCGUCGUCAUCGUCCUCGUCGGACUCUUCAGAUUCAUCAGACUCGUCGUCCUCGUCGUCGUCAUCCGACGCUCCAAAGGCCACCAAGAAGGCCAAGACCAAUCCGGCUUUGGCUGCCACUUCUGCACCCAAGUCUGUACCCGCUAAGCCGCCCGCUGCCGCCACCGGCUCUAACGGCAAGGUCAAGACCACGCUUGUGCUGAGCGAGGACCCGUCCGAGAACGUCGCCUACAUCCGCCAGCUCGCUAACUCGAAGGAGCGUGAGAUUUAUGCCUUUGUUGAAAAGGAACUGUGAACAAACACGACCCUGCACACAA